AUGCAAUUUUUGGUUCUGAUUUGUGACGCAUUGGAAAGCUGUUCUGACUUGGUCACAGGAUUAGCCAAAAGUGUUAUCAAUAUUGUGCUCCUGAAUGAGGAGGAGAAAUCUGCAAGUGUUUCAUCACAAGUGCCUUCAACAUCUCAUGCACGUCCAACAAGUCCAACUGCCUUCAAGCCUGCCUCAAAUAAAAGAAGUAAGACUUCUAAACAAAAUAAGACCCAAACAGACUUCAUGAAUUACUGCAAGAAUCAGCUUGAAAGCAAAAAUGAAAUUGAUGAAUUUGAUGCAGCCGCAAUUUCGUGGGCGAAAAAAAUUAAAAAGAUGAAUCCAACUCAGGCUAUUUAUGCAGAUAUGCUUAUCAAUCAAGUUGUAAAUAAAGGAUUAUUAAACCAAUUAACCGAGACAACGAUAAUUAUGCAACAAUCACCAGUUCCACUUCCACUUUUCUCACCGCCUAGCCCAUAUAGUGUUGCUUCAUCAAAUUCUUCAUUACAUCGUCCAGAAAGAACAUCUCAAUUACAUGCUUUAGAUUCAGCAAGUAUAACAGCUUACUAUGAGCAAGCUAGUCAGGAUUUUAUGUCCCUAACGCAUGGGAGAGUUGACCAUUGUAGAAGGGAGACUUAA
Molecule: messenger RNA, 627 nt
Organism: Acanthoscelides obtectus
Lineage: Eukaryota; Metazoa; Arthropoda; Insecta; Coleoptera; Chrysomelidae
Source: the annotation of a GenBank genome assembly